Molecule: messenger RNA, 954 nt
Organism: Spodoptera littoralis (African cotton leafworm)
Lineage: Eukaryota; Metazoa; Arthropoda; Insecta; Lepidoptera; Noctuidae
Source: the annotation of a GenBank genome assembly
AUGAUGACGAUCAGCGAAAGUCAGUUUUCUUCAAAUAAAAUGUCGAGUAUCCACAAGAUUAACGAUAGGAUCGUCCAUAAGGAUAGCUUCGCUGACACCAAGAGUUCUUCGAGUGUGAACAGCACCCUCAUCACGAAGAGGGGGUUCAAGCCCUCCGAUAUGUACGACCCUCAGAAGAAGGAGUUCCUCACAAACCUCAGUUAUAAGUUGUUCCCUGUAAGUUGGAACGAUGCAGAAAUAUCCCGGGACAACGAGUUAUUGGAGCCCAUGGACUGUCUCACUGAGGACAUGGAAAACAAGCCUAUUCUACUAGGAGAGAAAGAGGUGGACCUGAACAAGAUCUUCACACCAGCGCCUGAUGCUGAAGAACACAUCAUCAAGAAGGAUCGCAAGUUUGAGAAAACAUUCGCAUCAUCAGCAUUCUACGUGCCAGGAGUGCACCCUACAGUAAAGGAGCAGAUGGACCUAGCCAGAGCCAUCUCCAAGUCCCUGAGCGACUCCAGCAACCACAUGAGCAGAGGACAGAGCAUGUAUGUGAACAGGAAGAAGAGAUCGGUCAAGUGGGUGCAUGAAGGACGAGGUCGAAACACAUCGAACGCCUGCUCCACACCGACGCCCGUUGCGAACCACGACACACCGUACCGCCCGCCAUCUAGUUUACGCAACCAGAAAACAUAUCCCAAGUCGGCGCUUAAACACUCCAGCAACUUGCCGAAAAUGGAGCCGUUCCCGAUCUCUCCUCCAACGAUCACGGUACAGAAUAUAGAUGUACCUGUCCCAUUGGCACCUACUAAGUUAAAUGAUGUCUAUGCUUCACCUAAGAGCCCAAGAUUGCCGCUAGUUUCGGGACCGAACUUCAACGUAGCGCCGCGCGGCUGGGGCGAGAUGAAGGAUUACUACCGGCCAGUCGUUCUAGAUGGCGUUGGUGCAUCAAUACAAUAUACGGAUUUUUAA